Solanum lycopersicum (tomato) is the source of this 909-nucleotide messenger RNA. RefSeq names its product frataxin, mitochondrial. NCBI's taxonomy places the organism in Eukaryota, Viridiplantae, Streptophyta, Magnoliopsida, Solanales, Solanaceae. The record is from RefSeq and is a predicted model, not a curated record. Gene Ontology annotation, cellular component: mitochondrion. Gene Ontology annotation, biological process: intracellular iron ion homeostasis; iron incorporation into metallo-sulfur cluster. Gene Ontology annotation, molecular function: ferric iron binding; iron chaperone activity; 2 iron, 2 sulfur cluster binding.
GGGCCUGUUGGUAGCUUGUGUGAAAUAACUAGAAUGGCGAAGGAAGUGGAAACUGUUGUAAAGAGUAAAAAUGGCUUCUUCUUGUUCACGGAAGCUGCUUCUACUUCGCAAAUCGCUAUGCAGAGCUCUCAAACCUAAUUCUUCUUCAUUAAUACAAAGAUCAUUUCUUUCUGCUUCUACGCAUAAAUAUCUUCUAGAACCUUCGACCAUUAUAUCCAAAUCGUUACUUUCAGAAGUUUGUAGAAGCUAUUGUUCCCGCUCGUCACCUCUUCAAGAUGCUUCUGAAGGUCCUGCUGCUAUCGAUUACCGAUCUCUGCUGCAGGAAGAUGAGUAUCACAGACUGGCUAAUGCCACUAUCCAUGACUUGCUAGAUAAGUUGGAGGAAUAUGGGGACUCAGUUGACAUUGAUGGUUUUGAUGUGGAUUAUGGGAAUGAGGUUUUAACGCUGAAGCUUGGGAGCCUGGGAACCUACGUGAUAAACAAACAGACGCCAAAUAGGCAGAUUUGGAUGUCUUCACCAGUGAGUUUCGAUAUUCAGAUACCCGCCCAGCCCCAAUCUCCAUUGUGUUCACGAAACAUUCUUGUUGCAGCGGUCCCUCAAGGUUUGAUUGGGAUCAGAGCUCACAAGGUUGGAUCUAUAGGCGAACCAAGGCAAACCUGCAAAAGGUUUUGGAAGACGAACUAGAAAAACUAUGCGGAAGUGCCAUUACUCUUUCUUGAGACAUCGCGAUUUUUUUUGUGUCUUUAGUUGUACUGUUUCUAAUAUGAUUUACAUGUCUGGAAUAAAUAAGCUAUUUUUCCCAAACAGAUAGCGACUCAAAUUUUUCUCUUGUAAAUUAUAAAUCUUUACCUAAAACUAUUUACAUAUAUGAUUCAUGGAGAAUGGCAAACGUGAUUUUAUGGUUGUUA